This is a messenger RNA of Pelecanus crispus (Dalmatian pelican), 421 nucleotides long. The record is from RefSeq and is a predicted model, not a curated record. NCBI's taxonomy places the organism in Eukaryota, Metazoa, Chordata, Aves, Pelecaniformes, Pelecanidae.
UGUUUCUCUCUUCCCCCGACCUUGCCCCCCACCUUGCAGGAUUGGCCGUUCGAUGAUGGAGCACCUCCUCCCAGCAAGAUAGUGGAAGAUUGGCUUAACUUGUUGAAGACCAAGUUCUGCGAAGACCCCGGCUGCUGCGUGGCCGUGCACUGUGUGGCCGGCUUGGGGCGCGCUCCUGUCCUCGUCGCGCUGGCCUUGAUCGAGAGCGGGAUGAAGUACGAAGAUGCCAUCCAGUUCAUCCGACAGAAGCGCAGAGGAGCCAUCAACAGCAAGCAGCUGACGUACUUGGAAAAAUACCGACCAAAGCAGAGACUCCGAUUUAAGGACCCUCAUAACCACAAGAACAAAUGCUGCAUCAUGUAACCUCAAUGACCUCUUGCCAGAAUCCGUGCACACAGACACCCGGGCACUCGCACGCAUC